UACCAUUAUGGAGGGGGCCAAUUAUACCACUGCUAGUGCAAGUAGGCACAAACAUAAACUGAAAAUAUUGGUCAAAUUCAAUAAUAAUCUGAGAGACAGAGAGAGAGCAUUUAUUAUUUAGUUUCUAUUUCUUUCCUUCUUACACUUCUGAGUGUUAAGCCAAAAAAUAAUAAGAAUCCCACUCAGUAGUAUUAUUCACCCAUCAGCGUCUUUCAUCAGUAUCCUUCAUUUCACUCUCUCUCGUACCAAAAAAUUAAAAUAAGAAAAAGCCGUAGAUUCCCCAUUUCCCACGUAAACCACUUAACCGUCAAAAUCCGCCGCUUCAAAUCUACGAUUUUCCCGAGAAAAUAAUGAAAUAAAGAAAGAAAGUGAAAUUUUACUUUUUUUUAUUUUUUUAUAAUAACAAUCUCAGGGAGUUCCAUAUCUUCACGCACACGAUAAAAGCAGAGGGAUUAUAAUAAAUAUGUGUAUAUUAUAAUAUCGCUAUUGUAAUUGUAAAGUGUAUAGCUAGUGUGCAGUGCAGACACCUUAAAAGAUUCCGGCGGCGGGUGAUUUUCGGUCACCGUCAUGGAUUCAGGCGGCGCAACUCAGGUCACCACCGCCGGCGGGGUUCAGAUCCGGCAAACUAGAAGGUUGCCGGAUUUUCUACAGAGCGUGAAUCUCAAGUACGUGAAAUUAGGGUACCAUUAUCUAAUCUCGAAUCUGUUGACUCUGUGUUUCAUUCCUUUGAUUUUUGUAACCCUAAUUGAGGCUUCGCAAAUGGAUCUGGGUGAUUUGCGGCAUCUGUGGCUUCACCUUCAGUAUAAUCUGGUCAGCGUCAUUAUAUGCUCUGCUUUCAUGGUUUUUGGUUUCACUGUCUAUAUUAUGUCUCGUCCCAGACCGAUUUAUCUCGUUGACUAUUCCUGUUAUCGUGCACCUGAUCAUCUCAAGGCUCCCUAUAACCGGUUCUUGGAACAUUCACGUCUCACCGGAGACUUUGACGAAUCGUCUCUUGAGUUUCAGCGCAAGAUUUUGGAGCGUUCAGGCCUAGGGGAGGAGACUUAUGUCCCUGAAGCGAUGCACUUCAUUCCGCCAAGGCCUUCCAUGGCCGCAGCUAGAGAGGAGGCCGAACAGGUCAUGUAUGGUGCCUUGGAUAAUCUCUUUGCCAAUACCAAUGUUAAGCCUAAGAAUAUUGGCAUUCUUGUUGUAAACUGUAGCUUGUUUAAUCCCACGCCUUCUCUUUCCGCUAUGAUUGUGAACAAGUACAAGUUGAGGGGUAAUAUAAGGAGCUUUAACCUUGGAGGAAUGGGCUGUAGUGCUGGGGUUAUAGCUAUUGAUCUUGCCAAGGACUUGUUGCAGGUUCAUAGGAAUACUUAUGCCGUUGUUGUGAGUACUGAAAAUAUUACUCAGAACUGGUAUUUUGGGAACAAGAAAUCAAUGUUGAUACCCAAUUGCUUGUUUCGAGUAGGGGGUUCAGCGGUUUUGCUUUCUAACAAGUCUGUCGAUAGGAGGCGAGCUAAGUACAGGCUUGUUCAUGUUGUCAGGACCCAUCGGGGUGCAGACGAUAAGGCUUUUCGAUGUGUUUAUCAGGAACAGGAUGAUGCUGGGAAGACCGGGGUUUCCCUGUCCAAAGAUUUGAUGGCAAUAGCUGGAGGAGCUCUUAAGACAAACAUUACCACUUUAGGCCCUCUUGUGCUCCCCAUUAGUGAGCAGCUUCUUUUCUUUGUGACCCUUCUGGUUAAGAAGUUACUAAACUCGAGUAUGAAGCCAUACAUUCCUGAUUUCAAGUUGGCAUUUGACCAUUUCUGUAUUCAUGCUGGAGGAAGGGCUGUGAUUGAUGAGCUAGAGAAGAACUUGCAGCUUUUGCCAAUACAUGUAGAGGCUUCUAGGAUGGCUCUUCACCGAUUUGGAAACACUUCAUCAAGCUCCAUUUGGUAUGAGUUGGCCUAUAUAGAAGCUAAGGGAAGAAUGCGAAAGGGCAAUCGGGUGUGGCAGAUUGCAUUUGGGAGUGGUUUCAAAUGUAAUAGUGCGGUCUGGGAAGCGCUUCAGAGAGUGAAGCCUUCUCGAAAUGGUCCGUGGGAAGAUUGCAUUGACAAGUAUCCUGUGAAGACGGAGUUAUGAUUUUGGUUAAUUCCAUUCAGGUUACCACUCGUCACUACUAUCUUUUGCUAUGUUAGCCCUUUGAUGUUGGGUUUUUAAUUUGAUACUAAAUGUGAUUCAUGUUUUUUCACCCUUAGAUUCUCCCUACGUAUAAUAUCAUAAUACCCACAUUAUCAUUUCAGGGUGCUAUGAUGUUUAGAACUGUUGAUUUCGUACUGAGAUCAUGUUGCCUAGUUGUCAUUUGCUACUUUCUUUUCUUUUGUUUCUUCUUCUGUGUAAUAUGUCAAUGAUAAACUGGUAUCAGAAGUCCUUAGCCUUCUCUUUUGUACGACUUUAGUAUUUUUUUUACAUUUGAUCACGCUUGAUAUGAACUCAAAACUAUUUUGUUGAGCUUA
Messenger RNA from Cannabis sativa, 2474 nucleotides. RefSeq names its product 3-ketoacyl-CoA synthase 4. Lineage: Eukaryota; Viridiplantae; Streptophyta; Magnoliopsida; Rosales; Cannabaceae. Gene Ontology annotation, molecular function: acyltransferase activity, transferring groups other than amino-acyl groups. Gene Ontology annotation, biological process: fatty acid biosynthetic process. The transcript has a single exon. Gene Ontology annotation, cellular component: membrane. The record is from RefSeq and is a predicted model, not a curated record. Bases 568 to 2100 code for a protein of 510 amino acids.